Messenger RNA from Archocentrus centrarchus (flier cichlid), 5934 nucleotides. Its product is annotated as transducin-like enhancer protein 1. Gene Ontology annotation, molecular function: transcription corepressor activity; protein binding. The transcript is spliced from 20 exons. Gene Ontology annotation, biological process: negative regulation of canonical Wnt signaling pathway; regulation of DNA-templated transcription. Gene Ontology annotation, cellular component: transcription regulator complex; nucleus. The record is from RefSeq and is a predicted model, not a curated record. The coding region runs from base 833 to 3187 and encodes 784 amino acids. Lineage: Eukaryota; Metazoa; Chordata; Actinopteri; Cichliformes; Cichlidae.
UUAGCUGGGUGAGCGUGAAACCGCGUGAGAAAGUUGCCAUUGAGGUAAAGCAGAGCUGGACCGUGAACGGUUCCCGCCGCUGUGGGAGUUGUUGUUAUCAAAACUAACGACAUAUUUCUUCAUUUUUUUUUCGAGAAAUCUAUUUUGGAGGCAAGCUUUGCUUAUAAACUGGUCGGGGAAGUAAAUAUUUCUGUAUUUGUUGACCGUUCAACCGCCAGCCAGCGACCGCGGCGAGUCAAGUGGGAACUCUUCUCUGCAAUUAACUUGUGUGGAUUUGUUUCUGAUGCUCUGACUUAGCGCCGGCAGUUUGCGGCUGUCUGUUGAGGAUCUACGGGUUUGAUUUUAUCUUGUUUGUUUGUUUGGUCGGCUCUCUGUACUCGGAAUACAUCAGCUCGCACACAAAACAAAUGCCGGAGUGGUGGAGGUGGCUCCAGCUCUUUUUUCCACAUUUCUCACCUGGCUCUCUUGCCCUUCUCCUCCCUCCUCCUUCAGUUGCUUCCAACUAAUGAGCCGUUUCCCGUGUUUUUCCGGUUGAUUUACGGUCGCGCUGCCUGUGGAGCGGAGGACAGACGACGACCGAGAGACAGCGAGAAGCGGAGAUUCACGUUAAACGGUCGGUGAACCCAAACGAAGCGGCGGGGCAGUCGGUGCUGUUUUUGUUUUUUGUUUUUUUUUUGCAAUUAGCGACCAUUGGUUGGUCCUAAUAAUAACAGCGGCGGAUGGAUUCCUCUCCGUGACUAGGAGCUUCCCACAAUCCUUACUUUUCACCUCAUUUGAUCCCACUUUAACGGGGUUUUAAGAAGGAAACGCUUUCAUCCUCCCGGAGAUAACAAUGUUUCCCCAGGGGCGACACCCGACGCCCCACCAGGCUCCAGGCCAGCCCUUCAAGUUCACCAUCCCAGAGUCACUGGACCGCAUCAAGGAGGAGUUCCAGUUUCUUCAGGCACAGUACCACAGUCUCAAACUGGAGUGUGAAAAGCUGGCCAGUGAAAAAACAGAGAUGCAGAGGCACUACGUCAUGUACUAUGAGAUGUCGUAUGGUCUCAACAUCGAAAUGCACAAACAGACUGAGAUUGCCAAGAGACUAAACACCAUCUGUGCACAAGUCAUUCCCUUCCUCUCACAGGAGCAUCAGCAGCAGGUGGUUCAAGCUGUGGAGCGAGCCAAGCAGGUGACCAUGGCAGAGCUCAAUGCUGUCAUCGGGGUACGUGGACUGCCAGGUCUUCCACCUACACAGCAGCACUUGUCCCAUACCCAUGGUGGUGCUCCUGUGCCCCUCACUCCUCACCCUGCUGGCCUCCAUCCUUCUCAGCUGGGUGGUUCAGCUAGUCUUCUGGCUCUGUCAGGAGCGCUUGGUGCCAUUCCUCCUCAUCUAGCAGGAAAAGAGAGUGCUGACAAAAAACCUCACUUGUCCGGACAAGACUCACACCCUGCGGGACCUGAACACCUGAGAGAGCGCGAGCCCAGCACAAGUAACUCAUUGCUGCCAGAAAGUCUUAGGAACUCAGAUAAGCGACGCAAUGGACCUGACUUCUCAAAUGAUACCAAAAAGCGAAAGGUGGAUGACAAGGACUCUAGUCACUAUGAUAGCGAUGCAGAGAAAAGUGAUGAUAAUUUGGUGGUAGAUGUCUCAAAUGAGGAUCCAGCGUCCCCUCGUGGCACACCUCUCCCCUCUCCUAGAGAAAAUGGCUUGGAUAAAGGACGUCUUCUCAAGAAAGACCCUUGUAGUCCAGCCUCUACUGCAUCAUCAGCCAGCUCCUCCUCCCUAAAGUCCAAAGAGAUGGCAAUGCGAGAUAAGGCAGGUACACCUGGGCUAAAGUCAAGCACGCCCACACCUAGAGGUGACUCCACCCCAGGGCCAAGCUCCACCCCUGGAAUUCGACCAAGUCUAUCAAAACCCCCCUCCAUGGAAAUACCACAUCCACCUACUGCAGGUUUGCGAACUCCCCUGGCUGUACCAGGUCCAUAUCCAGGUGCGUUUGGUAUGUUGCCCCAUACAGCAGGGAUGAAUGGGGAGCUAGCUGGUGCAGCCGGAGCUGCAGCCUAUGCUGCUGGACUGCACAACAUGUCACCUCAGAUGAGUGCUGCAGCUGCGGCUGCAGUGGCUGCAUAUGGCAGGUCACCAAUGGUUGGUUUUGAUCCUCAUCCUCACAUGCGAGUUCCUGGAAUGCCUCCUAGUCUGACAGGAAUCCCUGGUGGCAAACCUGCCUACUCCUUUCAUGUCGUGGCAGACGGACAGAUGCAACCAGUUCCAUUCCCUCCAGAUGCUUUGGUGGGCCCUGGGAUCCCUCGUCAUGCCCGUCAGAUCAACACACUGAACCACGGAGAGGUGGUGUGUGCCGUUACCAUCAGUAACCCCACCCGACAUGUGUACACAGGAGGAAAGGGUUGUGUCAAGGUCUGGGACAUUAGUCACCCAGGAAACAAGAGCCCUGUGUCCCAGCUUGACUGUCUGAACCGAGACAACUACAUCCGGUCCUGUCGUCUCCUCCCUGAUGGUCGGACACUUAUUGUGGGAGGUGAGGCCAGCACGUUGUCAAUCUGGGAUUUGGCCACGCCCACUCCCAGGAUUAAAGCAGAGUUGACAUCAUCAGCACCAGCAUGCUACGCUUUGGCCAUUAGCCCGGACUCCAAAGUCUGCUUCUCCUGCUGCAGUGAUGGAAACAUCGCAGUUUGGGACUUGCACAACCAGACGCUGGUUAGGCAGUUCCAGGGCCACACAGAUGGAGCCAGCUGUAUCGACAUCUCCAAUGAUGGCACCAAGCUGUGGACCGGAGGCUUGGAUAAUACUGUCCGCUCCUGGGAUCUAAGGGAGGGACGCCAGCUGCAGCAGCAUGACUUUACAUCACAGAUCUUCUCUCUUGGCUACUGUCCGACAGGAGAAUGGCUUGCUGUUGGAAUGGAGAGCAGCAACGUUGAGGUUCUUCACGUAACCAAACCAGACAAAUACCAGCUUCAUCUACAUGAGAGCUGCGUACUCUCCCUGCAGUUUGCCUACUGUGGCAAAUGGUUUGUGAGUACAGGAAAGGACAACUUACUGAAUGCAUGGAGGACACCUUAUGGAGCCAGCAUAUUCCAGUCUAAGGAAUCCUCCUCGGUACUAAGCUGUGACAUAUCUGUGGAUGACAAGUACAUUGUUACUGGUUCAGGGGACAAGAAGGCCACUGUUUAUGAGGUCAUCUACUGAAUACAUGGAAAGAAAACUGGGACAUUUCUUCUUUCUCCCCACAUGUUCUGUGUUACUAGAAAUUUUCACAUGGAUCCAUAAAUCACAGAUAAGAUGGACCUUUAAUGGCACAUUCUUUAUUCUGUUAGAAACCUUCAGAGAAACACAAAAAGGAGACAGAUAUUGCACAUGCACUUAUCUUUUGUGCCUGUGUACAUGACUCCAAAUCAGCUGGGCAUAAACUGGAGCAAGUGGAUGUUAAUGGAAGCACAGGAAAUAUUCAGAUAUCUCCUUUCUGCUGUGGGCUAACCUGGGAUCAGUUACACGAAACAGAUAAGGACCAAAUGGAUCUCCCGGAGAAACCAGCUCUUCUGACGACACUGUGCUGAUCAUCAGAUACCGAAACACACUAAAUGUCAUUGUCAGAAUCAGGGGCAGAGACGUUCGGAUAACCUCUUAUGCCCGAGGGGUGACUGUGUAAACAGAUGGAAAAAGAAAAGAUGAACAGAAAUUGGCAUCAUCGUGGCAAGAUGGUGGAGAAAGAGGAACAGCAGAAUAAAUGGACAUUUUCAAACAGUGAAUGCAGAAUGUUGUAUUUUGUUUCAGAUGAUGCUCACAGCCUUCUGUUCCUCUCAGCUAUGACUCUUUGACCUUAAAACCUCAGCUUGCCGUUCAGAUACGCCUACUUUGUCUGAAAAGUACAUUUUCUGUCUUUAGCGUAAGUCCUAUCCUCACUAACUGCACUGUAGUUGUAGCUUUCCACCUACAUGCUGUGCUUAACUACUUAAAAUGUCCAAAUGGUUCAUUUUAAAACAUGCUGAAGGCUAUGGUGACUUGUCUUACAUUAUGCUGCCAAUAACAUCUGUCAUGAGUUUAAUUGAUCCUCAUGAUAGUUUUUUCUAAUUACUACCAAUUUCAAAUUGAAAAAGUGAAGCACUCAGCUAUGUGGAGAAAAAUUAGCGUAACAGUCCAAUAAGCUUCAAAAACAGGAGAUUGUAAAUGUAAUAAAUGUUACAGAAGGCUGUCUCCCCUAUCUGUCCCAUGAUUCUGAUUAUAAAAAAACAAAACAGUGAAAACCUGGUGUUAAAAGAUGUUUUAAAGAUUGAAUUAAUCAUCAAAUUCCAUUAUUACUCCUUUUUUAAUAUACAUAUGUUUCCCCUGCUCGUAUUUCUCCACAAAGCUGGCCUGCACAAAUGUAAAAUCUCCACAAUAUUGACUAGAAAUGUUUAGAUGGAGCUUUAUCCCAGCAAAAGCAGAGGACAUGGGGAUGGGGGUGAGCCUUUAUAUUGUGAUUCCUUUUGUUACCUUCUUAACUUUUAUGCUAUGUAUUUGAGCAGUAAUAUAUUCCAGCACAUGUUAGCGGGUGUUGUCGUAGAGUAACCUCACAAUUAUGCCCCUUUCAGACAUGAGAUGUGCAACAUUACUGGCUUCAUCAUCAUUCAAACAGGUCCCUCAGUGUUUCUCCCAGGUUCACAACUUUAGGGUGGCGAAAUGAGUAUAUUUGAUGAUUUUAAAAAUAAAUAAUUUUGGGGUUUAUUUUAUGUUCUUUGGCUUCUUGGGGGGGGGGGCAGCUCAUGCAGUAGGGUUGGUGGUAAAGGAAACACUGGGUCACAUUCACAGAUUCAUUCAGACAUGAUAUAUGCAGAAUAUACAUUUUAUUGGUUUUUGCCAUACAUGCAAAAGAUUGAUUGAACUACCAGGAUGAACUAGUUUGGUUCCUGUGCUCGUGCACGUGUGUGCGUGCGUGCGUGCGCGCUCUGCAGCAGCUGUCCCACCUGUCACAAAUAAACUCAAAGAUGACUGCUCUGGAUUUAUUAUAGCAGAAAUGCUUCAUAGAAAAAUGUUUUAAUCUUGCAUAUUAGAAGCUUAGCGUAGAUUAGACACUAGAGAGACCGCAGUAAUUUUAGUGCAUGCUCAUCUGUUAAUGCAGUGGCAUGAAAAGCAGACUUUGUGCCGUGUUGAAAGUGUUGCUUCAGUGUUUCUGGGUCCAUUCUAGUGUGACAGACGGCUUCAUGCAUGCACACAUGAAGCUGUCAGAUUAAUGGAAAGGCACAUAUGUCUGAAAGAGCUUUACUAAACUGACCUGAAAUUAUGUUGCAAAAUCAGGAUAUUUUUACUGCUGUAAGUCACCCCCACCCUGCCUUUACUGCUUUCUGAAACACGUCUUAUUGUAUGAAUGGUUGAUUAUAUUUCCUGAAUGGGAACAAACUAAGGCUGUCUUAACAUGUAAUUUAAUCUACUUGUAUUUAUAGGAAAUUAUAAGUGGGCAAAAUGGGUGGGCACUGGGUGGGGCUCCUGAUUAUACUCAGUAAAUAAAUUACUUUUUUUUUUUUUUUGCCAUGUUAUUGUUUUAUCUUACAUUCCAGAAAUGGGACACUUGCUCAAAGUUUAGCCUUGAAAUAGAAAAUGUUUUGAUAUCAUUUUUCAAAGACUAUUGUGAAACAAUGACCAAGAUUAAAUAAUUUUUCAUUAUCGUCUUAAGGACAAGGGUAGCGAAGGUGCAGUCAUGCUUCAGCUUCAGGAAGGAGUCUGUUAGCUUCAGCUCAUUAAUUUCAUGAUCUUGUGUGUAAUUUGUUCUUAAAUCUAUUUCUGUUUGUAUAAAUGUACAUAUGUUCUUUUUUCUUACCAGAUAUGCUUUAGAAAUAAACUUUUUGUAUGUCUUUUACAUGAAGCAGAAACAUCUAAUCGGGAGAAAUACUAAGUGAUCUUAAUGCUAGUGGAUCUGAAAUGAUUGAAAUGUCUAGAAAAUAAAUGUUUCUUUUUUUAAA